Messenger RNA from Amblyraja radiata (thorny skate), 2922 nucleotides. It is a transcript of the gene shld2, whose product is annotated as shieldin complex subunit 2. The record is from RefSeq and is a predicted model, not a curated record. The transcript has 9 exons. Gene Ontology annotation, cellular component: nucleus; site of double-strand break. Lineage: Eukaryota; Metazoa; Chordata; Chondrichthyes; Rajiformes; Rajidae. Gene Ontology annotation, biological process: regulation of double-strand break repair via homologous recombination. The coding region runs from base 205 to 2862 and encodes 885 amino acids.
GAGCCACUUCGGGCAUCUCCGGCAAUUUCCGUCGUUCAGAGACGUUGGGUUCGCGCUUCCCGCGCCGCUCGGGGAUGUUCGUUCAUUUUCGUCAGCUUGCUGUUGCUGCAGAUUAAUCGGAUGAAAACGAUGACAUUCUAUUGAAGAUAAUAUCACUUUGGAGAUUGGUUUCUCCUGGAAGGAUUGAAGUAUUUAUUUUUGCAAAUGAAUAAUAGGAAUAAAAUCCACAUUUUCCUUGGGGCACCCUCCAUUUUGGCACAGCAGACAUCAUCAGCACACGAAGCAGUGACUGAAGGAAGGUGUAAGAAGUGGCUUCAGUGCCAUUUUUUAUACGAUGCAGGAUCCCUCACUGAUAAGAUCCACAGAGCUGAAUCCUCUCAGCAAAACCAUGGCGGCCAUUUUACUGCUUUGAAAUCCGGGGAAGAAGUUAUAACAGCAUCUCGGGAAAGUGCAGCUGAGAGUUUCGAUGCAUCUGUGCCAGGGCAGAGACGGAGCGGUGAGUGUGAGAGGCUGAAUGAUGAAAACCUCGGCACUAGAGAGAAAGGGAAACCAAGAGAGUUAAGCAACAGAACCCUGCUGCACUCUGAUGGAAGUCUUAAAACAUAUAACGAACGUGCUGGUGAACCCAGCAGUGAACUUUGCAUAGAUAAAGGUUUCAGGGCACCUGCGUCUGACAGAAGUGCACAAGACAGAGAAAAUGAGACUGAAUCUAGAGACCCCAGUAGUACAACAGUGCAGUGUGGAGAUUUGAAAGAAGAUGAUCAUGAAUUACCACGUGAGGCAUUAAUGGAAUAUCUGCAGAGUAACUUUCCAACCAAAGAACAAGGAUGUUGCUUCAAAGGCACAACAGUGAACCUAAGCUUAUCAACAGACUCUGAAUUCCUCAGCAUGUUGGCAGCCAGUCAAGUUGCCAUCCUCUCACAGAAAUGUUCAGAAAAUCAGGCGAAACUGAAAACUAAAUCUGAGAUGCCAUCUCAGUUAAUUUCAUCCACCUCUAGUUCUAUUAGACCUUCUGGACAUUGUGAGAGUGAGAUGGUGAGCAGACAAGAUGAUAGUUCAGGAAGUACACCAGAACUCUCCGACUUGUUGAGCAACCAGCAACUGUCCAGCAAUGAAGCUUUGGGUGGGAGGGGACCAGAAGGAUCAGAGCUGCUCUUCAGUCCCGACAUUGACUGGUCCAAUGGUGAGGUUGAGGUUAAUAUUGAACCAUACAGUGAAGGAAUCCUUUGCUCUCAGGCUGUGAACUCUCCUAAGUGGUCUUUAAAAAAUCCAUUGGAGAUCACCAAAGAGCCAGAGGAGUUCAAUGAGGAAAUCCAAACAUCAAGUUUACAUCAAGACCCACCAUCGCCCAAGAGAAUGAAGACGGCGGACUACGAGAGAACCUCUCAUCUUGGUCACUAUCUACAAUCAGCAAGGUCGCGAUGGUCAUCUCCCCGGCUUGGCUUCAUUGAGACGGAGCAGCUUAAUGGUUGCACUGACAAGAACAGGAAGUACCACAUUUUGGUCGCUGUUCUGUUCCGCUGCCUCUUGAAGGAGAUCGACAUCAAGUCGGGAUCACUGACUGGGUGCAGAGUUCCCAUAGCAACCAUCGUGGUAACGGACCAAUCAGGAGUAACCAUGAAAGUGGUGCUAUGGCGAGCUGCUGCAUUCUGGGCACUGGCUACCUUCCCUGGUGAUGUCGUAUUACUAACAGAUGUGACUGUGUAUUGGGACCACUGGCGAGGGGAGCAGGUGGUACAGUCUACCAAGAGGAGCAAACUGGCCAAGCUGGGCCCCUGUUUACAGAUUCAAGCCGCACAAUGGUCCCAGACAGUGAAUCCAAUAGUGCUGAAAGAGCUUGUUACACAUAUAUCCUGUCAGCACCCCCAUCUUCUGACUCUGGGGCCGACAAACCAGCAGCGUUCAGACUCUGUGCAAUACGUCAACCUGCCCGACCUGAACCUUGGCCUGGUGGUACAUGCACGACUCAAGGUCAUCCUCGUCACUCUCUUCACAGAGAACACGUACACCUAUGGUGGGAAGAAGCAGCAGAAGAUCGUGCUGACGGUGGAACAGGUCAAAGACAAGCCGGGCACACUGACUCUCUGGGGAAGUUGCGUUUCUUGGCACUCUCGGAUUCAAAGGAAAUUGGACCAUGUCUGGGACUUCAGAAUGCUGCUGGUUGGUCAAAAUGCCAUCUGCGGGGACUUAGAGCUGCACACCACACCUUGGUCGUCCUGCGAGUGCCUGUUUGAUGACGAUGAAAGAGCCAUUGAGUUCAGAUCUAAAUACCAACCCAGCGAGACGGCCUGCGUUAAAGUGAUGGCCCUUUCAACACUAUUACUCACCAGGUAUUCAGUGACUGCUGAAGUAAAGACACACCUCAUUGCAAUUCAAUGGCAUACGCACUCUUCACUUCAUCCUUUAUUCACGAUGGAUGGCGUCACAUCAGUGGAGACUGUCUUGGCUUCUCUUUCCCAUCUUACAUACGCUGGCUGUGGAUACUGUGGCUGUGAGCUAGGACUUGAUGACUACGGCAUCUACAAGCAGUGUAUUCCAUGCUUACCGAACAGUGUCCUGCGGACUUAUUACAGGCCUACGGUGCUGACAUUAGCAGAUGGAAAUGCCAGUGUAGAUGUUUCUGUCUCAUCCAGACUUAUGGAGAAGAUAUUCCUCAAUAUUCCUCCCUCCUCACUACACAAACCCAUAGGUGUGUUUGGCAAGGUGACGUACGGCCUGGUGAUAGCGGAUCUGUGUCGCUCCUUGCUGGCUUAUCCCGCUGACCGUUAUCUACUGACGGUGCAAAGCCAGCUGCAGCUGGAUGAAAACAGCGUGGCCAUGAAGCAGGAUUUCCAACUGUUGGAUUUCCACCCGGACCUGUAAGCCGUGGCCUGAUCACGAACUUCAAUGGUGAAUUCAUCCUCUCUCCUCUCCAGAAGCCAA